CCAACGCUCAUCAAUAGCAGUUGCAACCAAACCAAAAGGCUUCUUCUUCUUCUCUUUCUCACGAUCUUCCGCACCGAAGCUUCUCUCUCUCUCUCUUCUCCGCCAUUGUUGAACCACUUUUUCAUCACACAUAAACCCUAACUUCAUUAACACACCAUCACAAAAAUGGGGAUAUGCUUAUCAACAAAAUCACCGCCACGAAGAAACCUCUCAAAACGCGUAACAAACAACACCAAUUCAAGCAGCCGAUGGUCUCGUGUUCGAUCUUCUUCGAUUAAGCGAGAGAAGUUCGACGAUUCUGUUAUUCAUGAACAUGCAAUCGCUGCCGCUCUGCUUUUCCAGCAGCAGAAUGGCGGUGUGUUGCCGUUUGAUCGAUCGAGUUCUCUACGUCAUGUUCCGAACUCCAAGCGUCAUCAAUCGCUGCCAAGGAGUUCGAGUACUCGGGCUCGGUCGCUUACUGAUCCUCUGCUUCCUCCUCAACAGUUGCUUAAUCAGGAUGUGAAUGCUGAUGAAUUGGAGGUUAGUCAUAUCGUGCUUGUUCAUGGAGGAGGUUUUGGAGCCUGGUGUUGGUACAAAACAAUUGCACUAUUAGAAGAAUGUAAAUUUAGAGUUACUGCUAUUGAUUUAACUGGUUCUGGAAUUGAUCUGUUUGACGCCAAUGGCAUUCAAAGUCUUUCGCAGUAUGUGGCGCCACUCACAGAUUUCUUGGAGAAGCUUGCAGAUGGAGAGAAGGUGAUUUUGGUAGGCCAUGACUUUGGUGGUGCAUGCAUAUCAUAUGCAAUGGAACUAUAUCCAUCUAAAAUCGCUAAAGCUAUCUUUAUCGCUGCUUCUAUGUUGAAAAGUGGACAAAGUACUCUUGAUAUGUUCUCCCAGAAGGAAAAUUCAAACGAUCUCAUGAGGCAAGCCCAAAAGUUCCUCUACACAAACGGCAACAAUUUGCCUCCAACUGCAAUAGAUCUUGACAAAACGCUCUUGAAGGACCUUUUAUUCAAUCACAGUCCUGCCAAGGAUGUAGCAUUGGCUUCUGUCUCAAUGAGGCCAAUUCCAUUUCCACCUGUUUUGGAAAAGCUGUCUCUCACAGACGCAAACUAUGAAUCAGUCAGACGAUUCUACAUACAAACUCCGGAAGACAAUGCCAUUCCCAUAACUCUACAAGAAAGCAUGAUAAACGAAAGCCCGCCAGAAAAAGUGUUUCGCCUCAAAGGUUCCGAUCACUCCCCCUUCUUUUCAAAGCCUCAGGCCCUACAUAAGUUACUAGUCGAAAUUGCAAAAAUCACAUAAACUUUAUACUUUAUAGAGAGGGGGGUGAUUUCUACACCACAAUAAUCCCGUAAUUACUUGGCCUGCCGCAACCAAUUUUUAUGGGUUUACCCUCAAAUGGAAGAGACAGAAUAAAAUGAGUAAAAUCAGUGGUGGUUGUGAUGCGUGAAGUAAUGAAUGUGGUGUACAAAUCAUGUCUUAAAGUGUUCUCAAUUUUAAAUGUUGCAGUUGCAUAGGUGUACAUGUGUUAUGUUCAAAUUUAUUUCUUAAAUUAUAAUAAAAAUAUAUCUCAUUUGUCAAAUUA
This is a messenger RNA of Helianthus annuus (common sunflower), 1564 nucleotides long. RefSeq names its product putative methylesterase 11, chloroplastic. The transcript is spliced from 5 exons. Bases 166 to 1281 code for a protein of 371 amino acids. The record is from RefSeq and is a predicted model, not a curated record. NCBI's taxonomy places the organism in Eukaryota, Viridiplantae, Streptophyta, Magnoliopsida, Asterales, Asteraceae. Gene Ontology annotation, molecular function: methyl indole-3-acetate esterase activity; methyl jasmonate esterase activity.